AUGACGCGACGCAGUGGGAAGGAUGGUCUUGAUGAUCCUCUGACGACGGCAGAGAUCCAAGACAUAGCAGAGAGAAAAAUGAUUUCUUCUGCAUGGGACUAUUUCGGGAGGGCUGCGGACGAGGAGAGGGCAUUGGAAAGGAACAGCAGCGCUUUCAACCGACUAUUCGUUAUUCCACGUGUACUAAGAGACGUGAGCAAUGUGAACACCGACACAACUUUACUUGGUCACACAUACUCUAUGCCCGUGGGGGUAGCACCAACAGCGAGACAAAAACUAGCUGGUGGUAACGGGGAAAUAGACACUUCGAGAGUAACGGCCAAGAUGAAUCUGAACAUGACUCUGUCGGCCGGCUCCUCUACACCGAUAGAGGAUGUAGCUGAUGCUCGAGAGAAGUCGGAAAGGUCUCCGCCACUUUGGGUGCAAGUAUAUCUUCAGACCGACCUAAGUAAGAGUGUACAAUGGAUCAAACGUGCCGAGGCCGCUGGCUGUACUGCUCUUGUUCUCACCGUGGAUACUCCUAUACUCGGCAACAGAUUGUCUGAGCGUCGCAGCCUUCUCGCCGAAAACGAGGUGAGCACGAAGCCCAUAGCCAGCGCAGCUACCGUGAAUCGCAUCCUCAUGGACGCCCGAACCAAGAAAGAGGCCAAAGAUAUCGCCGAUUCCGCCGGCGGCGCUCUGAUGAACUCAGCCCUGACAUGGGAGACCACGAUACCGUUCCUUCGUUCUGUGUCGUCCAUGAAGAUACUUGUCAAAGGCAUCAUGUCACCUGAGGAUGCGAGGCUUGCAGUCGACUACGGGGUUGAUGGCAUCGUGGUUUCCAACCACGGGGGAAGACAACUGGACUGCGUGCCUGCCACUCUGGAGCUGCUGCCGCAGAUUGCGGAAGUCGUCGCGGGCAAGAUACCUGUUAUUCUUGACGGUGGGGUGAGGCGGGGAAGUGAUGUAUUCAAGGCGAUAGCCUUGGGUGCAGACUUCGUGCUUGUUGGUCGUCCCGUGCUUUGGGGACUGGCUUACGAUGGAGAAAAUGGUGUUUCCGCAGUGUUGAACAUCUUGGAGAGGGAGCUGAGCCAGACGAUGGCGCUAGCAGGAGUAAGCUCCAUCGCAGAAAUUGGCCGAUCGUAUCUCGGGGUGGCGAGGGAUAAUGGCUUCGGGAUCAAACGUCUUUAG
This is a messenger RNA of Colletotrichum gloeosporioides, 1170 nucleotides long. Its product is annotated as Hydroxyacid oxidase. NCBI's taxonomy places the organism in Eukaryota, Fungi, Ascomycota, Sordariomycetes, Glomerellales, Glomerellaceae. The record is from RefSeq and is a predicted model, not a curated record. Gene Ontology annotation, molecular function: oxidoreductase activity; FMN binding. Bases 1 to 1170 code for a protein of 389 amino acids. The transcript is spliced from 3 exons.